GUCCGACUCAUGAACUCGAUUUGAUCUCACCGAGGUCUGCUGAUGUCCGGAUAGUGGUAAAGAAGCUGUUUGGCUUGAGCUGUAUUCUUCCGGAAAGCAAUAUAAAAGUGAUGGACUCGAACGCCCAAUUGCUCAAGGCAGGUCUCCAUCGUUCAAUCGCUCAUCUGUUGUCAGUCGCUGCUCAAAGAAAUCCUCGAGAGGUUCAUCUGUUCCCAUCAAUAUGAAGGUCGCCGCUAUCGCUUCGUUGCUGGCUGCAACAGCCAUUGCAGCUCCCACAGAGAUGCUUGAGGCCCGGCAGGCAGUCGGUAACAGUGCAAGUGAGCUUGAGAGCGGUGCAUGCCGACCUCUGAUCCUCAUCUUCGCCCGUGGCUCAACUCAGCCCGGAAACCUGGGCGACCUUGGUUCAGCCACGUGCAAUCAGCUCAAGACCGCAUAUGGAAGCACUCGCGUAGCCUGUCAAGGUGUUGGCGGAGCGUACAGCGCUUCUCUGGCUGCCAAUAUCCUGCCAGAAGGAACCACAUCUGGAGCUUGGAAUGAAGCCAUCAGACUUUUCAAUCUGGCCAGAAGCAAGUGCCCCAACUCGAAAGUAGUUGCAGGUGGUUACAGCCAAGGAGCAGCGGUCAUCACCGCCAGCGUGCGACGUCUUCCGGCAGCCAGCAAGACAAACCUGGCCGGCAUCGUCAUGUUCGGAAGCACGCGCACGGAUGAAGAGGGAGGACGUAUUCCUGGCUACCCGGCGGCCAACACACUCAACAUCUGUGCUUCGAACGAUGGAGUCUGUGAUGGCGGUCUUGAUGUGUCACCAGGUCACUUGGCCUAUGCAGAUGACGUGCCAACUGCCGUGAACUUCUUGCGCGGACGUGUGACGGCGGCUGGCGGCAUCUAGAUGAGAUUACCGUGGAGGAGAAACGCAGCUUCGAUGUAGUGCAGAAUAGCGGCCUGAAUUGAACCUGCCUGGACUGAAUUAGCUUGCACACAGUUAUCUUCGCAAAGUUGAACAGCGUCAUGUUGUGCUCCGCGUAUGGUUAUGGGUCAUGCCGUACAGACAUCUCCGUGUGCUGGGAGCGGUCGAGGAAAGCGGUGUGCUCCAUGUCGUGACUGCCGCGAAGCAAUGUACUUCAGCGUUUCUCCCAUGGCGCAGCCUCCAUAUUCUGAGCUUGCAGUUCUCGCUGUCAUUUAAGGAGUUGCGCAGAAGGACAAGAUGAGAUGCAGUCUAGAGCUGUGGGGUUGAUGGGCAUGGUUUGUUCCUC
Molecule: messenger RNA, 1250 nt
Organism: Cercospora beticola
Lineage: Eukaryota; Fungi; Ascomycota; Dothideomycetes; Mycosphaerellales; Mycosphaerellaceae
Biological process (GO): carbohydrate catabolic process
Cellular component (GO): extracellular region
Molecular function (GO): cutinase activity
Source: RefSeq, a predicted model, not a curated record